ACCAGAAGAAGAACAGCAGGCACAACCUGAGAACUGAAAACGCAGGACUGAUCGCAGAGAAUGUCAGGCACAAGCACAAUGCAUCCUUCAAGCCCGUCCACAGAUUUUAGGUUAUGUUUUUUAUUCUGAUCAGGCGCCCUCCGGAACGGUCAGUGGUUAUAAUUGGGCUUGUAUCACUGUAACAGCAAACGCAGCCACGAGUGUUCUGAAAUACCGGGCAGUCAGAAGAGAACACUUUUCCUCCUGUGCAAAAAGCCUGGCUGCAAUGCUGCUGUGGGAGCUCUACUGGAGCUCCUGCAGCCGCUACCUGGCUAUAAGCUGUUUAAGGCUGCGAGGUGCUGGUAAUGCCCUUUUCAGACAAACUUAAUAAAAAGCGACAGGCAGCUAUCUGGAUUCAUCUAAGAAAGAGAACUCCUCAUAAAGCUCCUCCUUUGAGAACAGAGAAAAACUUGAAAAAUUCCUGUUGCUUUUAAGUAAACCGCAAGGGAGAUACUGGAAGAAGUUAGAUGGGGGCACGUCGGAGGUUUACUGUGACACUGUUAAUCGGAUGUGUUUGCCAGUUCAGUGUCGCAGAGAGUUGAGUGGUGUUUCAAGCCCACCUGCGCUUUCGGGGGCUCAGAGCACUGCUCCUACGGCAGCAGCCACAGCAGAGGUACCACAACAGUGCAUGAGGCAGACGAAGAGCGUGUGUGGUCAGACACUUGCAGAGGGAAACGCUGACGACUUCACUCAGCAGUUAAUGUUUUUUUUUCCUGCUGAGUCCUAAACUCUGAUACCCAUGGAUGCUACAGAGUUCCGCAAGAGGGGGAAGGAGAUGGUGGACUACGUUGCAGAUUACCUGGAGAAGAUAGAAAAAAGACAGGUCUUCCCAGAUGUGGAACCAGGAUACCUGAGGACCCUCAUUCCAGACUGUGCACCACAGGAUCCUGAGAGCUUUGAGGAUGUCUUUAAAGACAUUGAGAAGAUCAUUAUGCCAGGGGUGACUCACUGGCACAGUCCCUACUUUUUUGCCUACUUCCCGUCAGCCAGUUCCUUCCCAGCUCUCCUUGCAGACAUGUUAUGUGGUGGAAUAGGAUGUGUGGGCUUCUCUUGGGCUGCAAGUCCAGCUUGCACGGAGCUGGAGACUGUCAUGCUAGAUUGGCUAGGGAAGAUGAUUAGCCUGCCUGAGGAGUUCUUAGCUGGAAGGGAUGGGCAAGGCGGAGGAGUCAUUCAGGGAAGUGCAAGUGAGGCCACCCUUGUUGCACUGCUGGCUGCAAGAACAAAAACCAUCAGACGGGUGCGGUCAGAGAAGCCUGAGCUAACUGAGGCAGAUAUCAUGGGCAGGCUGGUGGCCUAUGCUUCUGAUCAGGCUCAUUCAUCCGUGGAAAGGGCUGCACUGAUCAGCGGUGUGAAGAUGAAAAGUGUUCCUUCAGAUGAUACAUUUGCAGUUCAUGGUUCAGCCCUAAAGAAAAUUUUGGAUGAAGACAAAGCUUCUGGUCUUAUCCCAUUCUUUUUUUGUGCAACGCUUGGAACCACACCUUGCUGCUCCUUUGACAAACUGCUAGAACUGGGUCCUAUUUGUAAUAAGGAAAAUAUCUGGAUGCAUAUUGAUGCAGCCUAUGCUGGGAGUGCAUUCAUCUGUCCUGAAUUCAGGCAUUUUUUAAAUGGAGUGGAGUUUGCAGAUUCAUUUAACUUUAAUCCCCACAAAUGGCUCCUAGUGAAUUUUGACUGCUCUGCUAUGUGGGUGAAAAAAAGAUCAGAUUUAAUUGGUGCUUUUAAAUUAGAGCCUCUCUACCUGCAGCAUCACCACCAGGAGUCUGGCCUCAUAACAGAUUACCGGCACUGGCAGAUCCCCCUGGGGAGGAGGUUCCGCUCCCUGAAGCUCUGGUUUGUGCUGAGGAUGUAUGGGGUCACGGGUCUGCAGGAACACAUCCGCAAGCAUGUCAGGCUGUCGCACCAGUUUGAACAUUUAGUCCUUCAGGAUGAAAGAUUUGAGAUCUGCGCUGAGGUUGUCUUGGGACUAGUCUGCUUUCGACUGAAGGGCUCAAAUGAACUAAAUAAGGCACUUCUUAAAAGCAUAAAUGAGGCCAAGAAGAUUCAUCUGGUCCCAUGCCACCUGCGAGAAAAGUUUGUGCUACGCUUUGCUAUUUGUUCCCGCACGGUGGAAUCCACCCACGUCAAGUUUGCCUGGCAGCACAUCUCACAGCUGGCGACCGAGCUCCUGAAAACAUGGGAACAAAACCACCAGCAGCAGUAACAGUGGCGAGGUAGCAGCAGGGAGGAGGUAAUUAGCUGGCUUUCUCUGUGUUGCCAAGUUUAAUUUUAGGGGCAGGUGGGAAAGUCGAAUUAUGAGGGGGAAAAAAUCAAAAGCUGUUGCUACAUAGCCCAGCUGCAGUAGCAAAAUCCUUGCCAGCAAGUUGCGUUCUAACCUCAGUGAUUCAUUCUCUGCGCUGCAUUUCCAUCUUGCCUAUUUCCAGAAGGGACAUAUCCGUGGCACCUCGAGCUGUCAUUUCUUUCCUGCUAGUUAUCAAGAGCAUUCACUGAUCCCAGCAAUGGAAACAGAGGGUUAGUAUUCCCUCUGUUGCUGACAUUAAGCCCCCAGCCCAAAAACUCUACUCCAGAGAUAAAAACAUGAGGUGUUAUCACCAAAUAAUUUAACAUCAUAAUGACUUCAGAAAAAAGCAGGUUGUAGGAAGCUUAGUCACCUGGUUAUAACACUGUUUGGGUCCUAUCUAAGCAGGCAAGCACAAAUGUAAUGAGCUGGGUCACUGACAUGCCAUGACACACUUGCUGCUGUAUUCUUGCAAAUGAACUUAGAACUUCAAGACUCCUUUCAUUAUACAGCCAAAUUGGGGGAGUGAAUGCUCACUGCCCUUAUGGCAGGUUCUCUCUCCUUAAAAGUUUCCUUGUAAGACAGUGAUUUUGUCAAAUCUCAACAAAUAGUUUAUGCUGCUUAUUGGUGUUCACUUCAAUCAUCCAUAUUGAUGCUCCGUCUUCAGAGUUCUGCCAAAAUCCAUGUGCUACCUGUUGUUCUAUAUUUUCAACUCAGUUAUUAUAAGCAGUAACUACUCGGAAGUAAUCUGUAAGCUAUGCUGUGUGAAAUAGAGUUGUGACAUCUUUUUAUGGCUACCACUCCGCUUGUUUCGUUGUUUAAUAAAGAAAUAUUUGUCAAAAUGAAA
Messenger RNA from Gallus gallus (chicken), 3158 nucleotides. RefSeq names its product dopa decarboxylase (gene DDC). The transcript has 14 exons. NCBI's taxonomy places the organism in Eukaryota, Metazoa, Chordata, Aves, Galliformes, Phasianidae. Gene Ontology annotation, biological process: serotonin biosynthetic process; amino acid metabolic process; catecholamine metabolic process. The record is from RefSeq and is a predicted model, not a curated record. The coding region runs from base 779 to 2236 and encodes 485 amino acids. Gene Ontology annotation, molecular function: pyridoxal phosphate binding; aromatic-L-amino-acid decarboxylase activity.